Dromiciops gliroides (monito del monte) is the source of this 4793-nucleotide messenger RNA. It is a transcript of the gene PROSER1, whose product is annotated as proline and serine rich 1. NCBI's taxonomy places the organism in Eukaryota, Metazoa, Chordata, Mammalia, Microbiotheria, Microbiotheriidae. The transcript has 13 exons. The record is from RefSeq and is a predicted model, not a curated record. The coding region runs from base 490 to 3315 and encodes 941 amino acids.
GACGGGCUCACGGACCGGCGGCGGCGGCAGCCAGGACAGGUGCAGGGUGCCUCACCUCCUUCCCCCUGGCGCAGGUGCUGUCGCCGCUGCUGCUGCCGCUCUACCCACCCCCCUCCGGGUCUCCCUCCUUUCUGUCCCCUCCCCCGUCCCGGAGCGCCCCUCUCUUGCGGAGCAGUCCCGCUCUCUGCUUAUAACUCACAGGGGAAUAAAUAAGACCGCCACCGUCGGGGCCACUUGGUGUCUGCACGUACAUGAAACCUGGAGAAACUUUGCAGGGAAUUGUUUUGUUUUUCUUCUCCCAAGUUUCUACUUUUUUAGCCAGCUUUUUUUUUUUUUUUUAAGAUUUCUUUUACUAAUUCCCUAGUCCCGUUUUACCUUCGGGGUCAUUUGCUGAUACCUCAACCAUAGCUACUUUAUAAAACAAAACAGAGCAGCGCAAGUACGAAUGUGUUUUGUUGAAAACCUAACUACGUCUAGACUGCAGUCAAGAUGGAUAAAAAGUCCUUUGAAACGGUGCUGGAUGAAAUUAGAAAGGCUGUUUUGACAGAAUACAAAUUAAAAGCAAUUGAAUAUGUUCAUGGAUACUUCUCAAGUGAACAGGUAGUUGAAUUACUGAGAUACUUUUCUUGGGCUGAACCCCAGCUGAAGGCAGUGAAAGCAUUACAACAUAAAAUGGUGGCUGUUCCUGCAGUGAAAGUGGUCAACAUCCUCAACUGCUUCACCUUCAGCAAAGAUAAGCUGGUUGCUCUUGAACUGUUGGCUUCGAACAUUAUUGAUGCACAGAAUUAUCGCCUUAUUGAAGAUCUUUUUAGAAUCAACAUGUCUGAAAAAAAGCGGUGUAGGAGAAUUCUUGACCAGGCUUUAAAGGGAGGUUGUAAAGCUCCUCAUGCUAUGAUAUCUUCUUGUGGAAUGAUUCCUGGCAACCCAUAUCCUAAAGGGAAACCCAGUCAGAUAAACGGAACUUUCCCAGGUUUCCCUAUCAAAAAAGAUGGUGAAGAUUGUACAAAUGAAGGCAAAGGAAUAGCUGCACGGAUACUUGGCCCAUGUAAACCAGCUCCUGCAACAUAUAAUCCACAUAAACCUGUUCCAUAUCCUAUACCCCCCUGUCGACCUCAUGCGACCAUUGCACCAAGUGCUUAUAACAAUGCAGGUUUGGUACCACUGGCCAAUGUCAUAGCUCCAGGCGUCCCACCUCCACCUCCAUAUACUCCCAACACAGUGGCAACAGAAAAUGAAGAACUUACUAAUCCAUCAAAACCUCAAAAUCCAACAUUUUCUUCCCACUCAAGUCAACUUUUUUCUCCUCAUUGUUCAAAUCCUUCAACACCUGUUGCUACUCCAGUCCCUACUCCAUCUCCAGUGAAGGCGGUAAAUCAUCCAUCAGCACCAGCAACUCCAGUCAUCUCUGGGAUGAACUCGUCCACUCCUGUCCUUCCUGUGUUCCCAGGGCAGGCCUCUUCAGCGAUCCAUACACUUCAGUCAUCAAUCCCAACAUCAAGUGUCAUCAAAACCCUUUCACUGCCAACUGUUCCUGUAACAUCUGUACAUAAUACAACUUCAGCCCCUAUCCCUACAGUUUUUUCUGGUCUGACUCCUAUGUCAGGACUUGCAGCUGCUCCUCCUCUUGCCCCACAGGGUUCUACUACCCCCUGUGCUCCUCCUGUUCCCAAUGAAGCAUUUGCUUCUGCUCCUGCUCCUACUCCUGCCCCUGCUCCUUUUAACAGCCUGCCUUUUCCUGCUACUUCUGCAGCUGUUUCUACCAAUAACCUUAAUCCUGCUCCAUUAUCAUCCGUUUUUGCAGGGCUUCCUUUGUCCUUAACACCUACUCCCCAAGUGGUAUCUAGCCCAGCUCCCUCUGUAAUUGCUGGUGGUCCUGCUACCAGUCUUCCUGGGCUGAAUAAUCCUAUACUGUCCGUUUUGAAAGGAUUUCUGACGUCAAAUGAUACGGCUGCAAUCAGCUCUUCUGCUUUGGCUUCAUUAUCUUCUCUCACUAAUCAGAACUCUGAUUCUCCUGCUUCAUCCAUUAACAAGUGCUAUACACCAUCAGCUACACCUACACCCCAAAGGUCUGCCACACCAGGCAUGGCCAUGUUCCCUGGGCUUCCCUCGCCUUCCGUGGCCAAUCCAAGUACCACUCCCUCUUCCUUGCCAGCACAGUCUCCUUUAGCCACUCCUGCAUCAUCUACAGCACUACCUACUACCUGUGGUUCCUCAGCUUCUCUUUUGCAUGGCCCCCACCCAGGUAAUCCAGAGCUACAGAUUCCAACCACCCCUGUUGUUACAAGUGUUCCAAUCAUGGUAAAAACUGAGCCCACAAGCCCUACUCCUUCUGCUUUCAAAGGCCCAUCCCAUCCUUCUAAUCCUUCUCAUAGCACUUUAGGCCUGUCGGCAGCAUUAGGUCGUGCAUUUACUUCAGCAGCAGCAGCAGCGUCAGUGCCAGUUAGUUUAUCCACUUGCCUUAAUCCAACAUUAUCAGGUCUCUCUUCCUUGAGCACUCCCCUGAAUGGUUCUGCACCUCUCUCCUUGACCCCUCAUGGUUCCUCCACACCAAUUGCUCCUGUGUUUACUGCUCUUCCUCCUUUCACUUCUCUGACCAAUAACUUUCCUCUAGCUGGUAACCCAGCACUUAAUCCUUCUGUGUCUCUUCCCGGGUCAUUAAUAGCCACUCCUACAACCACUUCCUCCACAUCAGUCCCUCAUGCCAGUUCUACUGCAGCUGCGAUCUCAGGGCUUACGGCCUCAGCACCUGUCUCGGCAGCACCAUUUCCCCUCAGCUUGUCUGCUGCUGUCCCAUCCCUUUUCUCUGUUCCUCAAGGACCUCUGCCGUCUGCAAACCCCUCCUACCAUGGCUUCCCUGUCUCCAACACACCAACAGUUACUCCUGCACUCCCUUCCUUCCCUGGGUUCCAGGCAUCAUCUACAGUGGCAGCAGUUGCACCACUGCCAGCAGCUGCUACAGCUCCAUCACCAGCUCCAGUCCUGCCAGGAUUUGCAUCUGCAUUUAGUUCGAAUUUCAACUCUGCACUUGUUGCACAAGCUGGAUUGUCGACUGGACUUCAAGCAGCAGGAAAUUCUGUUUUUCCUGGACUUUUGUCCCUUCCAGGAAUACCUGGAUUUUCCCAAAACCCUUCACAAUCUUCCUUGCAGGAAUUGCAGCACAAUGCAGCUGCACAGUCGGCCCUCUUACAGCAGGUACAUUCAGCUUCAGCUUUGGAGAGCUAUCAGACUCAGCCUGAUGGAUUUCCUAGUUAUCCUUCAGCUCCAGGAACCCCAUUUUCAUUGCAGACUGGACUUUCCCAGAGUGGGUGGCAGUGAAUAUAGAUAUUAAAUGGGUUUUUUCUUUUUUUUUCCCUCCUUUGGAACAAGACCAAAAUUGUUUAAGGACUGUGGUGAACACCCUGGAAAAAAAGAAGUUGGGGAGAACUCAGAAAAUGAGAAUAAGGAUUACUCUGGAAAAAUUGCAGUGUCUCAGAGAGUUAAAUUGUAGCUGCAAUUUUUCUUUAUAGCAGUUUCAAGCAUGGACACUUUCCCAUGUAAAUAGGACUGACAAAUCAUAUGGGAAACAAUAUUACAAAAGUGUUCUGUAUUUAUCAGCUCCCAUCCUAUGAAAUUUUGAUAUGUGUGAUCUAUAUAGAAAGAAUGGUAAAGAGGAGAUUGGAUUCUUUACAGCCGAAUACAGCCUUAAAUCUGCCUGUGAUUUCUCUUGACAUCAGUAAUAGUUGUGCCUAGGGAUUAAAGGUUGCAUGUGGCCCUUAGGGUUUUCCCCUUAGUAUGCAUGAGUAGUUCCUAUUAGUAUCAAUAGGAACUCAGAGUGUAUACAUGAAGGGGACUUGAGACUCCUUCCUAACACCUUUCCCCUCCCCAUUCUUUUCCCUGCCCCCAAUAGUUUUUAAAUACUAAUAAGAAAUGUCUUGCACAUACUGCUGAACUAAACUGAAGAAUAUAUUUUGGGCAAGGAAUAACUAGAAAAAUGGUGCUUAUUCUGGUCAUUAGAAUGACUAUUUCAGGUAUUUUGAGUAAAAAUAUACUUCCAGGCAUGCUUUCUUACAGAAAUACAACUGAAUCUGUAAUAAUUUGCCUUCAGGAUAUGUUUCUUAACCGUAGUGGUGACAGCAUUCGUACAUAUAGGAACAAUUGACUGGCAUCCAGGCCAUCUCUGUUGUUCGUUGUACUGGAAAUCUUUGGUGAAUGUUUACAGUCAUGGGAUUUAGUAUUUCUCUUGGAAAGACAUUCUGAUUAAAUACUGAAAAAAAGUUUUAUGGCAACAUAUAGAAAAGAUUUGCUUUGUUAGUGAAAUGCAGUGUGCACUCUAAGUACCUGUGGUAGUGUAACACAUGAUUGAAAAUCAUUUGUUUAAGACAGCUAUCUCUACCAGAUUUUAGAGAAAAACAGAGAGAAUGGUAUCCAAUCCUGUGAUUAUAAGUGUGAACUAUAGAAAAUCUACUGUAGAACAUUUCAGCACCUAGAGCUUUUACUUUUUUAAAGAUGGUCUCUGAUGGAAGAUGUUGCUAAUGUAUUUUCCUUUAACAGGGGAACAAACUUUUUAAGCCUAUUAAUAAAAUAUUCCUGUAUGAUUAGUUUUUAACACAAUUUUUAAAAUAAAGUUUACAAGACAUGGCACAAAGUUUUUAGUGAUUACUUUUUUCUAGCUUAAGAAGUACUUGAAUAAAUGUUUGGAUACUUGUAUGAAUUGGGUAAGUGAAACACUUUGUUUUAUGCUGUAUGUUAGAUGGUCUAUAAAAAAAUUACUAUAUAAUGUUCUGAAUAGUCUAUUGCCUAUCUGAAUUGAAUUA